This is a messenger RNA of Aspergillus alliaceus, 892 nucleotides long. RefSeq lists its product as uncharacterized. Bases 301 to 759 code for a protein of 152 amino acids. NCBI's taxonomy places the organism in Eukaryota, Fungi, Ascomycota, Eurotiomycetes, Eurotiales, Aspergillaceae. The record is from RefSeq and is a predicted model, not a curated record. The transcript has a single exon.
GGAGGAGGGAGUCCAGAAACUCGUUUGUCGCGGUAUGGAUCGGGAGGAGCUCGUUGGCUUGGGAUGAUAGGCCGAUGACGCUGCAGGCUGGUGGGACUCCAACGAACCACGCGGGGGUAAGGAAGAUUCUUCGGCCUCGGGCGGGGAUAUAAGAGGAGGAUCCCGAGCCGCGAAUGACGCCGUUUCCGACACGGUCGACGAGUUAAGAAGAUAUGAGAGACGAGAAGGAGGAGGAGACACGGUGACAGGAAGGGCCGUCGUGGCGAAGGUUGCUCAGCGAAGAAAAGUAACAAUGAAUCGAUGAGCGAAAGUUUCGGGACGCUGAUUGGUGGGUGGAAGACAGAAAGGGGCUCCAAGGCAAGGGUCACGAAUCGGUCAAUGCGCGACAUUAGUCGCUUGUAUGCAACGUUAAGUAUGUACUUGUUUGUUGUGGUCCUUGAAGAAAAUAGUGAGAAAAGAAGUGUGUUGACGUGGAUUCAACUUUUUUCAAUCGUUUCUUCUCUUGGGGCCAAUCUAUAUGGAGUAAGUGGUGUAUGGGUCGACUCUCUCUGUACCUUUCAGUAUGAGCCCAUUUCCCCCAAAAAAGAGAACAACCUGAACAGGAAAAAGAAAAGAAAAGAAAAGAAAUUUUUUUCACAUAGACGAGAAGUCAAUCGGGCGACAGAUAUGAGACCGGAUCUCAAUCUCUUAAAAUCUUUAUUAAAUAGGCAUCCUCCACAAAAUCCUAGCAGCUCAAAUCCACCCCUGACGAAACAAUAAAUAGAUCAAUAGCCCAACGGGAAAAGUAAGGCUCUCAAAUCUAAGCCUCCAUAGGAAAAACAAAUCUUUUUUCCUCCUGCUCUCUCUUAGGGCAUGAAUAUCACGGGAAGAGAGGGAUAGCAGGGGAAACAGA